Bactrocera dorsalis (oriental fruit fly) is the source of this 1790-nucleotide messenger RNA. Its product is annotated as protein suppressor of variegation 3-7. Gene Ontology annotation, molecular function: DNA binding. The transcript is spliced from 4 exons. The coding region runs from base 197 to 1162 and encodes 321 amino acids. The record is from RefSeq and is a predicted model, not a curated record. NCBI's taxonomy places the organism in Eukaryota, Metazoa, Arthropoda, Insecta, Diptera, Tephritidae.
AUCACAUCCUUAUGACAUUUAAAAGCAAUCGAUAUCAGCAUAAACAUAUCGUUUGUUUUUAUUUUCAUUCCUAUAAACAAUUGCAGACUUAAUUUUGUUAUAAACUAAAUAUUGAAAUUUUUUCCUUUUCAUUACUUAAAAUAAGUAUUGCAUAAAACGUAAUUUAUUUGACAAGUUUUUCCAACAAAGUAUUUUCAUGAGUGACAACGAGAAGAACAUGUCUACCGAGGACGACACGGAGGAAAGCUUUUCGCGAUUGCCAUUAAUAAAAACUCGUGUACGGAAAAACCUUGCUGAGUUGCGACAUCCUCGGCAAAAAUUUUGUGCUCGUUGGGAGAAGGAUUUUCCUUGGCUGAAGGCAGAUAAAGUAGACGAAUCUGUGGGAAUAUGCACAGUUUGUAACAAACAUCUUGUAUGCAAGAAAAGUCAUUUAGAGCGCCAUCAAAAUUCCUAUAAACAUCAAAGACUUCAGGGAUUUGAGUCAUUUGACACAGAAUGCGAACCAUCACAACCAAGUGCCCCAGAGUUUAUGGAGUGUGGAAAACGUGAAUUUGACGGAGAGGAGCAGGAAUUUAGCCAAGCUAUUGAGUUGGAUCCAGAUUACAAAGUGGACUUUGACCGAGAUUCUGAAAAGCGAUUCAAAAAACACCCUGCUAAGAAUAUGAAAGCAUCACAGAAACAUCAAAAUGCAAAUGGUUCAGAAUCUAACGAAAGUCACUCUAAUAGGAGCUUCAAACUAGAUCGUUUUAAACUGCUUAAAAGAGUUGACCGAGAUCGAAAUACUCUCAACGAGUAUUAUUUGAUAAGGAGAAAACAGCACUCUCCCUCUAUUCAACAAGUUAAGGAUACGUUUGACUUAUUUUUUGAUAGUGUUUGCGCAACGGUAAAAACAUUGCCACCGAAACUGGGGGCAGAAGUGAAGGGUAGAAUUUCGCAAUUGAUAGCGGAGUUUGAAUUACGUGCAAUAUGCGAGAGGGAGGCUCAAGAAUGUAGUAUUACAAUGCCAUCCACAACGACUGAAGGUGCCACAAUGGUAGUAGCUGCAACCACAACACAUCCUCAAGAGGUUACAGCAUCCGUAACUCAGGAGUCAGCAGUAAUUGACCCUAAUACAGGGGUUCCACAUAUUGUUUACUCAUUUCAACCAAAAACAAAUGAAUAAAACACUUUUUAAAUCAGAUCAGUCAAAUAUGUUAAUUAAAUUAAUAUCUUUAAAAAAAUUAAUUUUCAUAGUUGUCAGUUAGAUAGAUCUGUCUUAUCUAGUUGUCAGUUCAUGAUAAAAACCUCAAUAUUAUCAAUUGUAUAAUGUAAUAAAAAAUUAUUUUAAGUAGAAAAGCGACUCAUUUGAUUAACAAAAACAUUUCUAAUAAUUGCACUAAAGAAAUAAGAUUCAGAGGAAGAAAACCAUUUCAAUGACUAAUUAAUUUUACCAAUAUACGGUCUAUGGUAUUGGUGUCUUAUUCAGGCGCGAAAUAUCUAUAUCUUUGUCAAAUAAAAUAUUUUUUUUUACCUUUAGUUUAUAUUUUGUUGAUCUAGACGUACAUUCGAUAAAAAUUAGUGAAAGCACCGAUUCGUUUCAUAAUAUUUGGAUCAUAAUUGAGAAGUAACUGUCGUCCCUAAAUAAAUUACUCUUAAAAAUUCCUAAUGCCCAUGGAUUUUGUAUGGCGCAUAACUAAAUAAACACGGCGGCAACGCUGAGGGUUGAAAAAUUCUACUCUGACAGUGCGUUAAGAAGUAAAUUUUCAAAUGAUCAAAAGUAUUAUUAAUAAAUUAAUUCGUUUUGCAUUUUA